Messenger RNA from Symbiodinium sp. CCMP2456, 687 nucleotides. NCBI's taxonomy places the organism in Eukaryota, Dinophyceae, Suessiales, Symbiodiniaceae. The record is from the annotation of a GenBank genome assembly.
AUGUCCUCUGAUGUCGUGCGCGCUGCUCUCGCCAAACUGGAACUGAGCCAGUCGUGUCCUUGGCUCCGUCUGUCCCUAGAACAUGCCGAGGACGUGAAUGCGGUACAGGAGACCUCACCAGAGGCUUCGGAGUUUCUAAAUGCGCAGCUGGGAUCCUGCAUAGACCGUUUGCUAUCUUUCUUCCUGAAGAAGUACGGCAACUUUGCCGAUCUGCCCCGUCCUGCACUGGAAAUCGUCCUGCACGCGCCUGUCUACACUUGCGAGCAAGCAGAGCAGCUCUGCCCGAACCCAGAGAUGAAUGGAGGAAAGGCGAUGCAGAUGAAAAAUCUUUUUCUGAAGGACAAGAAGAAGAAUUUCUUCUUGGUAUCUGCUGCUGUCAACACGGAGAUCAAACUGAAAGCAGUGAAAUUUGCCAAGCAGGUGAGCUUUGCUUCAGCAGAGGCACUUGAGGAAAAACUGAAGCUACUACCCGGCAGUGUGACACCCUUUGGCUUGCUGAACGACGAGGCGGGUGAGGUGCAGUUCCAUCUGGACCCCAAGGUCUUGGCGGACGAGGGCGAGAGCUGCCCCACCGUCGGCUUCCAUCCGAAUGCUUGCAAUGCCACGGUAUACAUGCAAGCUGUGGACUUUGUGGAGUUUCUGGAGAAGGAGACCUCUCACAGGGUCAACAUACUGGACCUGGAUUGA